GAGAGAGAGAGAGAGAGAGAGGGAGAGGAAAGUCUGGCAUCCGCUCUCCUCCCACCACACGACUCAAUAAGCCCCGUCCACAGGAGCUGUGAUGGAAAAUUACCCUGUGACCAAAAAGACAGGUCAGUUUAGAGCAAAGUUAGACUCUACUCUUCAGCAGCCCAGAGAAGGAUGGCCAGCGCAGUCAGCUGAACAGAAUAACCGUGUGCUGCUUCUGGCAUGGAGAACUCCCAAGCCCCUGUCGGCAGACGCACAGCCAGCACCUGUGGUUGGAGAGCUGUCUUUCUGCCUCAGCUGAACAGGCAGUCUCUAUCUGUGUACGGCAGCGAGAUAGCUGUGGAGAAGGAAUGUAUACGCCAGCUGCAGAGUGGAGUCUGGGUCAUCCACCCAUUCAGCCCCAUAAGGAGUUACUACAUCAUGUGUAUGGUUGCCAUCACAUUCCUGAAUUUGAUUGGGAUCCCCAUGGAGAUAGCUUUCUUAGACGGGUACAGUGGAGUGGGCUGGGAAGGUUUCAAUGUCUUCUCAGACACUCUGUUUCUGAUGGAUGUGGCUCUGAAUUUUCGCAUGGGUAUCAUCUCUGAGGACAGUGAGGUGGCUAUACUGGAUAUCAAAAAGAUCCGUGUGAUUUACCUAAAGAGUUGGUUCAUACCAGAUGUGAUUGCAGCAUUCCCAAUUGGCUACAUACUAUUAAUCGCGGAGUUACAAUCCCACAGUGACACCUCCACCUCAGGUUCCAAAGCCAGUAGAAUGGUGCGGAUCCUCAUGUUUGUCCGAAUCAUCAGCCUUGUCAGGCUCCUCAGAGUCUCCAGGCUUGUCCGCUUCUUCAAUGAAGUUGAAAAGGUUUCAAAUGCCAACUUGGAGUAUGUUCAGCUGUUCUUCCGCAUACUGUCUUUGUUUAUGAUGAUGUUUCUGCUGUGCCACUGGAACGGCUGUAUCCAGUACUUUGUCCCGAUGCUGGAGGAGUUCCCUUCUGACUGCUGGGUCAGACAAGAGAAGCUGAUGAAUGCCACGGUCGGUGAGAAGUAUUCCUUUGGAGUGUUUCGGGCUCUCUCUCAUAUGAUCCAAAUUUCCUAUGGCUCCAACGAGUCACCAACAAAUGAGGUGGAGCUGUGGGUGGUCAUGACCAGUAUGCUGUCUGGGGCUCUAAUGUACACUGUACUGGUGGCCAACGCUGCUGCCAUCAUAACCAACGUAGACCAAGCAGCAAAAGCCUACAAAGAUAAGAUGAAUCAUCUAGACGACUACAUGACCUUCUUGAAGCUUCCUAACGACCUUCGUCUUCGAAUCCAGAAGUACUACGGGGCCCGCUAUGGGGGGAGAUGGUUUGACGAAAAGAACUUUCUAAUUUCAGUCUCCUCAGCUUUGAGAGAGGAGAUUCUGACAGUGAUGUGUUUGAGCCUGCUGAACAACGUACCCAUGUUCCAGAACCGAGACGUCAACUUCCUGAACACAGUUCUCCUCCAGUUUCAGCAUGAAGUCUUCCAGGAGGAUGAUGUCAUCUUCCUACAGAACGCGCCCGGAGACCGCAUGUUCUUCAUCGAGCAUGGCCAGGUCCUGGUGGAGACAGACUCCUUCUCGCAGGAACUGGCUGACGGAGACUACUUUGGAGAGACCUGCCUCAUGACCAAAGGAAAGCGUUUGGCCACGGUUCAAGCUCUGACCACCUGCCAGCUCUUCUCCCUGUCCUCAGAACGCUUCCAGAUGGUUCUACAGGGCUUCCCUGAUAUCAGGAGAGACAUGGAAAAGUUUUCACAGCAGGACAAGGAAUAUGUGCUACAUCUCUAGUACAGUGCGGCCAUUUAUCAACAGUAGUGGUCACUAAGCCUGGUUCUGGAGAGGUACAGGAUGUGCAGGCUUAUGUUCCAGCCCAGCACUAACACAUCUGAUUCUGUUAGUAGAACUAGGUGUUUUAGUCCUGCGCAGCCUGGAGCUCUCCAUGACCAGGAUUUGUGACCACUUAUGUAUUGUGUAGCUCAGACUUGGUAUUGUGUAGACUGGUCUAAAAUUGUAUUAUACUUUAUAUAUAUAUAAAGAUUUCAUUGUUAUUUAUUUGUUCAACUGUGCAUCAUACAACCCUUAGUCUGGAUUACUAAUAGUUAUACUCUAGAUCCUCUCUGGGUGGAUCCAAAACAGUAUAUGAUAUUGUUGCUUUAACUAAGAGUGUAUUUCAGGACAUGUAAUGAUUAAAAUAUUUUUUGGGUUUUUGAAAAUGUAUUUAUUGUGAAGAAAUAUUAUUAGAACUGUUUUUUGUUUUUCUAAUUUCCUUUAUCGUGAAGAAAUGUCAAUUACAUAAUACAAGGGCAAGUCAGUUAUGAAACUACCGGUAUGAAACAGCAGAAAUAAAGAGGAAAGCAUGGUUUCAGUU
Salvelinus fontinalis (brook trout) is the source of this 2365-nucleotide messenger RNA. RefSeq names its product potassium/sodium hyperpolarization-activated cyclic nucleotide-gated channel 1-like. Gene Ontology annotation, cellular component: membrane. The transcript is spliced from 10 exons. Gene Ontology annotation, molecular function: monoatomic ion channel activity. NCBI's taxonomy places the organism in Eukaryota, Metazoa, Chordata, Actinopteri, Salmoniformes, Salmonidae. The coding region runs from base 220 to 1785 and encodes 521 amino acids. Gene Ontology annotation, biological process: monoatomic ion transport; transmembrane transport. The record is from RefSeq and is a predicted model, not a curated record.